AUUUCUCAUUUUCUCAUUGCUUUUAAUUGAUCGUCUUAAUUAUUAGGCAAUGACAAACAUGAUGGUGGAAUCAAUCUCCAACAUGUUGGAUCGAUGGACAAUACAAAUAAACUCGGGCAAUCCCGAAUUUGACAUGGAAAGCGAGAUCAUAGGAACAGCUGGUGAAAUAAUCGCUAAGACAAGCUUCGGAGUCACGGGAGAAAAUGGAGUUCAAGUCCUCAAAAACCUAAGAGCUGUGCAAUUCGCUCUCUUCAACUCAAAUCGCUACGUAGGCGUACCGUUCAGCAACAUUUUGAAUUUCAAGCAAAACGUUAAAGCAAAGGAGCUAGGCCGAGAGAUCGAUGGUCGCCUUUUGUCGUUCAUAAACGAACGGAAGAGGUCUUUAGUCAAAGGUGGCGACCAAGGCCACGAUCUUCUCGGAAUGUUGAUUAAAGCGGAUCAUACAGGGAAUUUUACGGCAAAGGAGCUUGUGGACGAAUGCAAGACGUUCUUCUUCGCUGGCCACGAGACGACGGCUUUAGCACUUACGUGGACGUUCAUGCUUCUCGCGAUUCAUCCCGAGUGGCAAGACUCGAUCAGGGAAGAGAUUAGACAAGUCAUCGGAGAUUCCAAGAUAGAAUAUAACAAACUUGGCGGACUAAAAAAGAUGAGUUGGGUAAUGAACGAGGUUCUCCGGCUAUAUCCGCCUGCGCCUAACGCACAACGACAAGCUAGGACAGACAUUGACGUGAACGGCCGAGUGAUUCGAAAUGGAACAAACAUUUGGAUCGAUUUGGUGGCGAUGCACCACGACGUAGAGUUGUGGGGAGACGACGUUAACGAGUUUAAGCCGGAGAGAUUCGACGGCGAUUUGUACGGUGGUUGUAAGAACAAGAUGGGUUUUAUGCCGUUUGGUUUCGGAGGGAGGAUGUGUAUCGGUCGGAAUUUGACGACAAUGGAGUACAAGAUUGUCUUGUCGUUGGUUUUGUCCCGGUUCGAAAUCACGGUUUCGCCCGGUUAUCGUCAUUCGCCGACGCAUAUGCUCUCUCUUAGACCAGGUUACGGUUUGCCUCUAAUUGUGCGACCACUUUAGCUUGCAUUAACGCAUAAAUUACAAAAUAAAAAUGUUUUUAAUCUUGAGUUUGAUUAGGAUCAUUUUUCUUUUUUUUUGGUCGGCAGAUCAAAAUUUAAGGUCUCGACUAUCUCUACUAUUAAAAGAAAAAUCUUUUAACAAAUUAAGAAAAGUCUUUUAACAAACUAAGACCUUCCCCAACGGAGGUUUUUUUUUUUUUUUUUUGGCUCAACAAUAACUUUCAUUAACCAAAUCAAGAACACAUUAUAUUCACCUCAAUAGAUUUAGACCACAAAACAAAUGCAAAUGGUUGAUCAAGUACAACCCUAGAACACUAGGCGGAUCCAACGCUACUUAAUCGAGAACCAUUGCAUUUUUUAACCACAACACUAGGCGGAUCCAACGCUACUUAAUCGAGAACCAUUGCAUUUUUUAACCACAGCGAGAUAGAUAAUACACCACGACUCGGAGUGAAAUCAUCUCUUAAACUACCUAAAUUGACUCAAUGACAUGAAAUCAAAUACUAACACAGAGAAGGCCUAAACCAAUACUGAAAACAGAUCAAAUCCCAGCUAAGAGAUCCACAUGAUCGACGUGAAGAACUUGUCUCAAUAACUUCAACACCCAGGAGGCGCAUGAUCAGGAGGCGCAUGAUCAGAAAAGCAUGAUCAGAAAACCUCCCAACGGAGGUUUUAAGGGGUUUAUAAGAGGGGUUUUAAGUGAAAAGAAGGAAAAAAAUAAAUCAGAAAAUUGAAAAAGAAUAAGAGGUUCUCUUAUAUAGUAGACUCGAUUUGUUUAUAAGAGACGCUACGUGUCACAAAUUGGUUGGGCAAACCGAGAUAAAAAAAAUUUGAUGGUCGAUUGAUUUUUUUUUCUUCCUCUCCCUCUCUCUGUCUCUCUCUCGAUCGAAGUCGCGAAGAUGUUGGGGUCGGAGGAUGGUCGAUUGAUUUUUUUCUUUCUCUUCCUCUCUUUCUCUCUCUCUCUCGAUUGAACUCGGAGGAGAUUGAAUUCCGAUAUUGCCCAUCUCGGCUUUUUGAUUCCGGUGAGUUUUUCGAUUUCUAAUCUCCUCAUUCGAAUCUUUUCUAUUGCCCAAC
Molecule: messenger RNA, 2145 nt
Organism: Camelina sativa (false flax)
Lineage: Eukaryota; Viridiplantae; Streptophyta; Magnoliopsida; Brassicales; Brassicaceae
Source: RefSeq, a predicted model, not a curated record